Molecule: messenger RNA, 939 nt
Organism: Solanum pennellii
Lineage: Eukaryota; Viridiplantae; Streptophyta; Magnoliopsida; Solanales; Solanaceae
Exons: 3
Coding region: 236-745 (169 amino acids)
Source: RefSeq, a predicted model, not a curated record
UUCAACAAUCUUGAACAACAACCGACAAACAAAAAAAAGAAAAAAACAGAGUGGGAAUUUACUGUAAGACCUUCAAGAAAGUAGAUGGAAAGUAGCAGUACUAGUUAAUUAAUCAGCACUUAUUUUCAGCUGAACAUCUUUAACAAUUUGAAAAAUCCCAAUUAACCCCAUCACAGUAGAUCCAUUUUGCCUUGUAGAUCUCACUCCCAAUUUGCUCUCAAAGCAAAAAAGAAACAUGGCAAGGCAAUCUGGGAAUUGCUUAAGAUGUUGUUUAGUAAUUUUUGCUGUAGUUUCUGCUCUUUGUGUAUCUGGUCCUGCUAUUUAUUGGAAGUUCAAGAAACUUAAAGUUAAAGCUGCUCAAUCUUGUAUGCCUUGUAAAUGUGACUGUUCUCCUCCUCUUUCUUUGCUUGAAGUUGCUCCUGGCUUGGCGAAUCUUACAAUCACAGACUGCGGAAAAGAUGAUCCAGACCUUAAGGAGGAGAUGGAGAAACAGUUCGUUGAUUUAUUAUCGGAAGAGCUGAAACUGCAAGAGGCUGUUGACAAGGAGCACGCCCAUCAUAUGAACAUCACCUUUGUGGAGGCGAGGAGGUUAGCUACCGAGUACCAAAAGGAGGCUGAGAAAUGCAUUGCUACAACGGAAACUUGUGAAGUCGGGAGAGAAAGAGCUGUUGUGUUGUAUGCCAAGGAAAUGAAGUUGACUAACCUUUGGGAACGCAGAGCGCGCCAAGCUGGUUGGGAAGACUGAAUACAAAAAUGAAGUUUUCAUCACGCUAGCUCAAAUUUUGUUGUCCGCUAUUGUAGCUUUAUGCUAGUUGUAUUUCUAUGUAUGAGCACAAAAUUGCUCAUAUUUCUUCAUCUAAUAUAUGUAUUUUACCUGCUCUCCUGUGUACCUUGCCAUUAUCAUAUGAAAUAUAAACUUCCCCACUAUAGUUUCUAUGA